This is a messenger RNA of Caenorhabditis remanei, 1599 nucleotides long. RefSeq lists its product as uncharacterized. The record is from RefSeq and is a predicted model, not a curated record. NCBI's taxonomy places the organism in Eukaryota, Metazoa, Nematoda, Chromadorea, Rhabditida, Rhabditidae. Gene Ontology annotation, molecular function: protein binding. Bases 1 to 1599 code for a protein of 532 amino acids. The transcript has 13 exons.
AUGGAUGAGAUUUUUUCGCGUAUCAUCGCUGACAAAGAAGCAUUCUUCGAGCAUCAGCAAAGAGGAGAUGACGAACUGACCUACGAACGAAAAAUGGAAAUCCUGAGAGCAUUAUCUUCUGAAAAAUUAUCAAUUUUUCUGACAAGGCAAAGUAUCAUAAAACAAGUGCGUGGACGUAAAGAAAACAAUAGAACAGAGAUGCGUAAUCUACGAUUCAAUGCGAUGCAGAAACUGUUGAAAGAAGGUGUUUUCUUCUCCGAUGCCAAAAUGAGAGAAAGGGAACCGUAUCUCUUUGACGCAAUGAUUGGAAAGUUCUUGAACGAAGAAGAACGGAUAGCUCAUGUUCGACCGACAGUUUCGCGAGAUAAGUCAGAAUUGACGUGGUCAGUUCUCAUGGACCGUUUAGAAGAUAGUAGCGAAAUCGCUGAGAGACGAAAUCUUCAAGAAAUGGAAUGGGAAGGCCCAAGAAAAGAUGACGGAGGUGAAGACCACAUUAGUCGAUUUAUGUCUCACGUAUCCAGCCAUACUGACUUCGUGCCAGAAGACGAAGGUGAUGACGAUCGCAAAGAUGAAGUCGAAGACGAAAUUGAAAUAAUGCGAAAAGAAAUGGAGCGUUUAUCCAAAAUAGAAGCCGACCAGUACGACGAACUCGGAGAAGAUGACACGCAGCAACUUCUACGUCAAGAGUUCGAGGCGUUCAUGCAGCAGAAGUUUUUAGCUGGAAAGGAUGCCCAAUUCUACGAUUAUUCCAAGUGUGAGCAAGAAGAAGAAACAUUAAUCGAUCCUAUUCGAGAACAUGAGGACGAAGAGCGGUGCGUGGAUCACUACCGAAAGUAUCCCGUCAACGACGCCAUGCACAAAAACGGAAACAACGGGCCAGCUGUAGACACAAAAUGGUUUUACCUGGGACCUGACAAAGAGAAAUAUGGUCCGUAUUUGUCAAAGGAUAUGAACUUCUGGUUGCAAGCUGGUUAUUUUACUAAUGAGCUUCAGUUGAAAACAGAAAACGAGCAGAACUAUCACACCCUCGGAGAGUGGACACAAAUUCUCGGAACUCCUCCAUUCCUCAACCCCGUUCACUCUCUGGAAGCUGUAGCUGCAGCCGCUCAGUGGCAACAACAGGUACGAGCUGCACCAGCUCCGAUGAUGGUGAUGCCGCCAGGACUUCAAAAUCAGUUCCCACCACAGCAGAUGAGACUGCAAUAUCCGCCGUUUGUUCCGAUGCCGUUCCUCCAUCAAAUGAAUCAAAAUGGACCACCAAUGCAUUCUCAGCCUCCCUCGGAACCAAUCGAUGCUGGUUCUUUGUCUCACACUCCUGAUUCAGAGAAUGAUGCGCGGUUAACCGAGCAAGCUCUUCAGCAGCCUCCAUCAUGGCUAGUCACACUUGGUUUAGCGGGACACGGUGCUAAGCCACACCAGUCGCAGUUUCAUCAAAUGCAUCAACUGACUAAGCAAAUGCAUCAUGUUAAUAUUGCCACCGAGCCAAUUGUAAUGAAGAAUGCCGAGUGCCAAACUGACCCAGUAAAGGUUGAGAUUUCAAAAACCAACGCUUCUCGUCUCCUCUCCGAAUUGUUGGGUCAAAUCGUUGUCAUCAACUGA